UGUAGCAGAUGACGCACCAUUUCACGAGAAUAAAAAAAGCGCUACAUUGGGCAAGGCUGGUCACAUGUGCCGGAACACUGCACGAGAGAUGGUGCUUGAGCUUCGGUGGCCAGGUGAGCACUGCCCUACGGGUCCUCAGUCACUCCACGGCCACUGCCCUGCGCUUCCUGGUGGAGAAUCAUGGCUGGAGCACCAACUUCCUCACCACGGCUUGGUUCUUGGAACAGUACCUGAAGGCGUCCAAGGCAGGGUCCUACGAACUGGACGAUGCCUCCUUUUACCUCGCUGACCUCGCAGACUUGGAUGUACAACCUGCUGUGCCAACCGACAUUUUUCUUGAGGAGGUAGAACUCACCAUGGCACAACCUGAGGAGAAUAGCUUUGACUAUUACGCGGGUAUGUGGUAUGAAGAGUUGUAA
Ixodes scapularis (black-legged tick) is the source of this 419-nucleotide messenger RNA. RefSeq lists its product as uncharacterized. The coding region runs from base 9 to 419 and encodes 136 amino acids. The transcript has 3 exons. Lineage: Eukaryota; Metazoa; Arthropoda; Arachnida; Ixodida; Ixodidae. The record is from RefSeq and is a predicted model, not a curated record.